This is a messenger RNA of Entrophospora sp. SA101, 1302 nucleotides long. NCBI's taxonomy places the organism in Eukaryota, Fungi, Glomeromycota, Glomeromycetes, Entrophosporales, Entrophosporaceae. The record is from the annotation of a GenBank genome assembly.
AUGACUUUUACAACAGCGGCAUUUAAUAACAACAAUUCAACAACCAGAGCAAUUGAUAAAUCUGCAAAGUCUACCUUUUCUGAAAUAACAUCUCAAGAUAGAAAUCAACAAAAAAAGCCAAGGAAAAUUUCAAAAAGUAAAAAUGUUGAUAACUAUAGUGGAGACAUUUCCGAUUAUUCAACAACAUCAUUGCCUGUAUCCAAUAAUGGCUCAACCCCAUCUUUAAUUAGUAUGACAGGUAUACCUACAAUGAGUAAUGGUUAUCAUGGUAAUAAUUUCAAUAGUAAUCAUUAUAAUUCAAAUAAUUUCAAAAAUGGCCCACAAGAAAUAGUUAGAGAUUCAACAACACCAGAAUCAUUUUCAUCCCAUGCAUAUAGUUGGCCUAUUUUAUUUGCUGUUAUACCUCCAAUGGGAGCACUUAUUUUUGGCAAAUCUGAUGUUUGGAGUGACUUUCUUUUGUUACUUUUAAUAGCAUUCUAUCUAUAUAAUAUCAUAAAAGUGCCUUGGGAACUUUACUAUGCUGCUAGAUCAAAACGUUUAAUGCAUGAAAAUACAUUCAAGGGUCAAACACUAGAUUCAACUCAAAAAGCCAUCAAAAACCAAUUGGCAAAAGAACUUCAAUCUCAUGAACUAUCUGCUUUAAUACUUGUUAUUGCAUCACCAAUUAUUGGUGGCUAUGCAUUGCAUGGAGCAAAAACUUAUUUGACUGAUUAUGACCAAUACAUUUCUCACUUUAAUAUUGUGUUGUUUGUUUUUGCAGCUGGUAUUAAACCUUUAAUGCAUAUAGCUAGUUUAGCAAAAAUUAAAACUUUGCGUCUUCAAGAACAAAUUCAUUAUCCUAGCACAGAAGUUGAAGUAUUGAAAAGACAGAUUCAACAUUUGGAAUAUGAAUUUUCACAAAUACACAAAGGUUUAGCGACAAAACGUGAUAUAAAUAGUAUCAGAGAUGGAUUCGAACCCACAAUUUCUCAACUUAACAAGACAGUUAGAAAAUAUGAGAAAAAAGAACAACACUUGCGUAAUUCUUCUGAGGAAAGAUUUGCAUAUCUUGAAUCAAAAUUAUCUGAAUAUGACAAUUUCAUUAAUCACAAUCUAAAGGAACAAGAGGCAAUGACCUUACCACCCAGCAUGAUGCAACUGAUUGUCAUCCCAUCAAACAUCACAUUAACGAUGUUAAGCUAUGUAAAAUACUUUUUACCUAGAUCUUUAAGAGGUAGUCGCCAAAAACCAAUGUUACAGCCUGCCGAUUCAUCUGAUGGUGAUGGUAAUAAUGGAUUCAUUAAUAAUAAUAUCAUAAAUUAA